Messenger RNA from Ricinus communis (castor bean), 2139 nucleotides. RefSeq lists its product as uncharacterized. The coding region runs from base 17 to 1858 and encodes 613 amino acids. The transcript is spliced from 8 exons. NCBI's taxonomy places the organism in Eukaryota, Viridiplantae, Streptophyta, Magnoliopsida, Malpighiales, Euphorbiaceae. The record is from RefSeq and is a predicted model, not a curated record.
AUUGCCAUCAUUAAAAAUGGCUUCUCACUCUCUCUCUCUCUUCUCAUCUGUUUUUCUCUCUCCACCACAAUCUCUUUCCAGAACGCCAAUUCCUAAAUUAUUCCUCACAAAUGCUAGAAAUUGCAUCCCUGUACUCUCCUGCACUCCUCCACAACAAGAAGCAAUUCUCCAAUUGGUAGCUAACGCUGACGAAAACACUCUCCCUUGCAUCAGAGCUUUUGAGAACGACUUAGCUCGGGUCAGCUUAGUCGGCUCUGUCGGCUUCGAUCAAGCUGUCGUUGCGGCUGCUGCCGAUGGUGGCCGAGCCGCAGCCGACCACAUUGAUUCCGGUGCUCCUGCCAUGGUCGUUGAGACCCUUUUUCCUGGUCCCGGAGACCAGCACGCCACCAUCUCUACUCGAUUGUUUUUACCUGCUAAGAAAGUUAAAGAAAAGGCUGCAAAACUCAGUCGUUCUUUCAAAGAAGAUAUUUUCUCUGGAACUGCAUCUGAAAACAUACUUGCAAUGACAUUCAGACAAGUGGUUUUGCAACAACUGUGGAACUUUGAGCUUGCUGUGUUUAGGCCUGGCACUGAAAGAAAUAUGGAGGACCUUGAAAACCCGAGAGAGCAGGUUCCUGCAUCUUUCUUUCUCAGCUCAUCGGAUGAACACAUUAUCUCUGUGCUUGCAGAAGCUAUUUAUAUUGCUGCUCUUCAAAACACUGAAAGCAACUUUCUUUAUGAUUUUAUGGGGGAAACUUCUGGUGGUGUAUUCCGGUGGUUUCAGAAGCCAAAAAGCAUUGCAUCCCAAGAUUCUUCUGUUGUCAUUUAUAAACUAUUCGAAGAUGAAAUAGCAGGAAAUGCAAAAAAGUUGCUUGAAGAUUUUAAUUUAAGUAAGGAUAAGGGAAUCAAAUUGAGACAGAAGUACAAAUGGUGGACGCCAGUAGCACUCUCUAAGUUGGAAACAAUUGGUGGCUCUGACUUCAGUGCUUGGGUGAGUGAGUAUGUACCUGCUUAUAGGCUACAAAUUGAUGCUGAUAUAGUUAAGGAUGCGAAAAUGGAAGGCUGGAGAAGAUUUGGAGAUAAUAGAUGGGAAGUUCUUUUGACCCACUCACAAAUGGCUGGAUUGGCUGAAAUAUUAGAUAUGUAUUUUGAAGAUGUGUAUUCUUUGCCCCAUAAAGAGCUAUCAUGCCGUGCCACUGCAAAUUUUACCAACCUUGCUAACACAAAGAAGAGCUCUUCUUGGCUGAAAUUCUUGUCAGUUAGCCUUAUUAGUGGAAUUUUUCUCAUCGCCAUCAGUGCUUUUAGUCGGUUUUAUUUUCCUCAUCUACACAAACAACAAACAUACAAUCAGGAGCAUAGGUCUCCUCCAUCAUCUGAAAUUGAGCAUUCAGUAAAUGAAUCUCUGCAUGCUGAAAAGUUGCAAGAGUUUUGCAUUUUGAUCGUUAAAAAGAUAAAGGAUGCAUUUGGCUGGCCUGGUGAUAUAAUAACGGAAACAAGUAAUGGUGCUUGGAUCGGUGAAAUCCCAAAUUACUUGAAAGCAAUGGGCGAAUAUGAUUCCAGUAAGGAAGACAGUUCAACUUCUGAUCCCAUAGAAAAACUUGAUGAAGAUAUGAAGUCAUCUGCACAGGAUAUAGCUAGUUAUCAGGUCGUUUUGUCAACUGAUGGUAAAAUUGUUGGGUUCCAACCUACAAGCCGGAUAGGUGUGAAUCAUUGGGCAGCCAAUCCCUUAGCAAGGGAGCUGUAUGCUGGACGAAAGUUAUCCCCUGGUCUUGUUGAACCUGGCCUCAAGAUCCGCCCUCCAAGCGAGAUAGUUGUCAUAGAGCUUUUGAUGUCAGUAAAUUUAGAUGCUUGCUUUGCAUUGGCAAGGCCAGUUCAAUGACAAAUUGCAUAAUGCAUGUGAAUACAGUUCAUGCAGUUUUUGGAAACCCAUGUUGGUUUCAAGUCCAAGAUGGAAAAUUUCAGAUAGUUUGUUUAGAUGCUUAGAUGAAAAUUACAGAAUUGGCGAAUUUAGAAGCCUUGUCGUAACUUUUAAGCCUUCGAUGUCAAUCCACAUGGUAUAGUUAUUCCAGUAUUUUGAAGGCUGCUCAUGCUAUCAAAGUCAAAUUUCACAAUAUCUUAGUAAAUGAGAUGCAUUUUAUUGGUUUGCCACCAAUGGUCUGA